GUUAACAUAUUGUACAUAAUUUUGACAAAAAAUGCACAUUUCAAAAUAUGUUGAGUUCAGGCAAUGACAUAUGUGAUGACAUAUUCUAGGUUAAAAACGGGUGUAUAAAUGCCAAAGUAAUGUCAUCUGAAGCUUUGAAGGUUGAAAACUUGUCGAAAAAUGCCAAAAAUAUGUCAUUUUUGGUUAUUAAUUAAAUUAAUGUACCAGCAGAUCCUGGAGAUUUUACUUGUACUACUUUUUUUUAUCGGUCCUGUAUCUCCGAAACUUAUCAUAGGAUCUUUUUGGGCCUACGACAACUUACGUUCCAGGAGGUCGAGAAGCAUAACAUAUUUCAAUUUCAUGACAUGACAAUCGUGAAAUUUAUUUUUUCUCAUAAGAUCCGUGCGUGGUCCUUUGCUUUGACAUACACUUGUUGAAUACUUAGAGAUUUUUUCAUAAACAGUUCAAAAGCAAUUUUAAAAUUAAAAACUUGGUUUAAAAUGUUAAGGAAUCACUGUACUUGAAAAAAAUUUCAUGCAAAAGCAAAUAUCACCACGAGUAUUACCAUGAAAGGACAAUUUUUUCAAAUCUUCAAGUUUAACCACGUCCUGCUCUAAUAUGAGGUCGAAUUCCUUCAGUCUGGAAAAAAACAGAUAUUUUGAGCAUUGUAUAAAUAAUUAAUAUUUAAUUAUUUACUUUGCUUUAUAUGACAUUAUAACAAAACUUUUCUCCAGCAGUAGUCGAUAGUCUACUUGUUCUGGUAGGUAAAAAUCCAACUAUUGUGAUCUAAUUUCAGUGAAAGCGUGUCUCAUUGGGAAUCUUAUCGCUAGUAGGAUACACAGGGUGUUUAUUUUCCUUUUAUUUGAAUGUGAUUUCAUUUAAAUGGAAAAAUGUUUAUUUUUCAUAUAACCUAUAAAAAUAAUUGAAAUUUUUUGGAAGUUCCGAAUAUAAAUCCAUUUAUCAUUACAUGUCUUUUUUUAGUGGUAUUCAUUGAAGAAAGAGAGAAUAACUCCAUAUCAUUUUCCUCUAGUUCUGAUAAUCCUCUGACAGCUAAACAAUUGUCAACACUCAAAAAUCAGCUGACUGGUCAAAUGUCAAAAACAAAAACUUCAUAACAAAAAGAAAAAAAUUAAAUUAAUUUCCCAAAACAUCUGUGAAUUACUUGUUUAAUUCAAAUUAAAAUUCCAAAUAUUCGUUCGUAGUUAAAUAAGUUCAAUUUGAAAUAAUUAAAAUAUUCAGUUGUCAUGUGGUCAAUAUCGAAAUAAUUCUUUAAAAGAGAUGUUACAAGACACUAAUAGCAAAUGUCGUCAUUGCCCCAACAUACCGUCGGAGGCCUGUUGCUUUUGCAACAGUUCGGCUACAGAAAAGUUGCUAGAUCUAUGCUUUAACUACAUCAAUAAAAAACUAGAAUCGAUAUGCGAAUUUACUGGUUAUUCGGGCUACCUAAAACUCAAAGACAAUAUUUCAUUGCCUGUAGAAAUAUGCGAAAAGCUCUUGUCAGUUAGAUCGCAAAGUUUGCAAAGUAUAGAUUCGAAUUUUAUAAAUAUUUUUAAAGAUACAAACAAUACUAGGUUGAAACGGGUGCGGUUAAGGAAAAGCAAGAUACUAGAUCAUGAUUUGGAAGUUUUACUGAGCCAUCAGCUUAGAGAAUUAGAGCUGGUUCGCAGUAAAGAAUUGACACAUAAUUGUAUAAAGCAUAUUAGUACUUAUGGAGCUAGUUUGGUAACUUUAAUAAUUGGAGACGAUGUAAAUAUAUUUCCAUUGAGUAUUUACGCUUUUAUAGAUAUACACGAUAAUUGUGGGCAAAAUUUUAUAUUCAACACACCAAAUUUACAAAAAUUUGCCUUAAAAAACUGUCACGGUUUACCAGACUUUUUCUAUCAAAUGCUCUUGAACCCCAUGAACAAACUAACACACUUAGACCUAAGUAAUUGUGACUCUCUAGACAACUUCACUUACACAGAACAUUUAACAAGUUUACGCACACUUAUUUUGUAUAACGUCAGUAAUAUAGACGAAAUGCUGCCAGCAAUAUGUAAAUUAAAAACUCUAACGCACUUGGAUGUAUCUCAAAGUAAAGACGACAACAGAAAAUUUCCUGAUCCCACUGCUACAUUAACAGCGUUUGUUAAUAAUUUGCCUCAAUUGAUGUCCUUGGAUAUUUCCGGAACUAACUUGGCUGGUACAGGAGUAUCUGAAACGAAUGAAGCCAGAGGUUCAGAUAUUCCCGGAUUGAUAUCCAGAGUGGAUAAUCCUUUUCAUUUUUUGGGCUUGUACGAAACGAUGCAUGCUGCGUGCUUCAGACAUGAUAUUCCUUCUAAAUUGAUUGCAGGUAAUGCCAAUGAAGAACAAAUUCUCAUAUCAGCUCUUGCUUACAUGGACAGAACUGAUAUGCUACAAAAGGUACUGAACGAACUGUUUCAGCUAUUUCGAUUUGAAACCUGCCAAUUUGUCGGGCAGGCUUUGGAUGUCGUUUUGGAAUCGAUGAAUCGGCAUUUGGAUGAGAGGCAUAUUCAAAUUUCAGGAAGUGCUACAUUAUUCUACAUUGUAAAAGGCACCGAUAGGGAGCUGCACGACGCGAUUCAUGUAAAAAGGAAAGUAAUUUCGACCCUAUUGAAUGGCAUGAGUGUGCAUCGCUAUGAUGAAACCAUGAUGCGUAACGGUUGUUUGACUUUGUGUCAGUUUAAGAUACCUUUGGAUGUGCUCUUUGAAUAUGAACGUUUAGUAGAUGUUCUACUUUAUUCCGUACACGGAUUGACUUCGGAAAGUUUUGUACAAAGAAUUGGAAUUUAUUUAUUAAAUUCUUUAGCGUGCCAAGUGGGCGGACAACAAAAAGUUCGAUUGGGUGAAUUGGGCGCUAUCAAUAAAAUGAUCUGGCUGAUAUCUGAAAGAUUAGAGAGAGGACACUGUGAUGACGUUUUGGAAGUCGCUUGGUCCACCAUGUGGAAUGUGACUGAUGAAACUCCAUCGAAUUGUAGAAAGUUUUUAGAAAACAACGGCAUGGAAUAUUUUUUGUCUUGUUUACAGAGUUUUCCUGAAAAAGAGGACCUGCUGAGAAACAUGAUGGGACUACUUGGAAAUGUAGCAGAAGUCAAGGAGUUGCGUCAUUACUUAAUCACUCCCGAAUAUCUUUCUGUAUUUUCUAAUUUAUUGAAUUCUAACUGUGACGGCAUUGAAGUUAGUUAUAAUGCUGCUGGAGUCAUUUCACAUAUUGCUUCAGAUGGUCCUGACGUUUGGACUGUAGAAAUACCACUGCGACAACAGGUGCUUGAUAGAAUGAUUUCAGCUAUUGAAAGUUGGGAUCUGAGUUCACAAAGAAACAUAAACUAUAGAUCUUUUGAACCGAUACUCUAUUUGGUCAAAAUUUACCAUACACCUGAAUGUCAACGAUGGGCCGUUUGGGCCUUGGCUAAUCUAACCAAAGUUUACCCUGAAAAAUACUGUCAUCUAGUAGAAAAAGAAGGCGGUUUGGACCUGUUGAAAGAGCUCAUUGCUCACAAGGAUCCGCCAUUAGCUAACAAACAAUUGGCAGAAAUAGUUAUAGAUAAUUGUAAAAAAUUUGAAAAUCACGAUUGGCCACAACAUGAAUUAGAUGGGUAACACAUGCAGUUUAAAUUUAAGGAUUCAAAAAAAUAUACAUUACAGAGGCAAAGUUUCUUUUUAGUUGCCAUGUAUUUAAUUUUAAAGUACUCAAUUCGCGUUAGACUGAAUUUAACAUUGAAAAUUCAAUAUUUUUCUUUAUUUUUGUGAUAAUAUUAUUAUUCUAAAAUGCCUUGUUUUAUUUUGUUUGUUUUUUUUUCUGUGCAAAUUCAAUUAUUGACUAUACAUCAAGCAUAGUUUGAACUUUAUUUCUAUAGACCUUUUUAUGAGUUAUAUAUAUAUAUAUUGAGAUGAUAAAAUAAGUUAAUUUGAUCAGUUUUGUCUUCUAACCGAGCUUCUAACAGUACAGUCUUCAUCAACAAUAAUAGAAUUUUGCCAGAGCUUCUUAUAGGGACUGUUUAGUUUAGAAACAGUUUAUUAUUAUAAGUACUAUGAAGAUCAUUAUACAUAUUGUAAAUAGCUAUUAUAUGAUUAUUAGAUUUUACAAAUAAUUGACAGUUUACUAAUUAUUAUGUUGUAAAUUUAUCGGCAUCAGAACGAAGAAUUGUAGUUUGAAAACGCACAUUAUAUUUUGUUUAAAUCGCGCUCUUUAUAUUAUAUUUAUGUUAUUUUUAUUUAUGCAAAUUAAAUAUAUUAAUAUAUUUAUUUAUUUUUCUUUAUUAUAAAACCUUUUUGGAAUUCUUCUUACGAAACCAAAUGAAAAUAGCAGAUUUUUCUAUAUAUUUAUUUUUUCUCCACAUCACCACUACAAGAAGUAUAAACUUGCUUAGCAAAAGUCUGAGCCACUAACAAUGGAAACAUGAGUGUAGCUUCAGCGUGAAUUUUAACUGGUCUUGCGUCUUUUCUAAUUUUUCCCCAUGAAACUGCUUCAUCAGGUCUAGCUCCCGAGUCACUUCCAUCAUAUUCCAAGCCAGUGUUCAAGUAGACUGCAAAGUCUGCACCAUUUCUCUAGAAAAAGAGAAAUGUUGAAUUUAGCAUGCUCUUACUUUUUUGAAUACUGACCAUUAAAUUAGCGUUACAGAUGUGAUGUUUUAUAACACCCCCUCCUAGUAUAAUGACGCC
Messenger RNA from Ceutorhynchus assimilis (cabbage seed weevil), 4641 nucleotides. Lineage: Eukaryota; Metazoa; Arthropoda; Insecta; Coleoptera; Curculionidae. The record is from the annotation of a GenBank genome assembly.